AUUUCUCCAUUUUGUGUUUUCUCGAAACCCUAGUGCUCUCUCAUCCUCCGAGCAGCUAAAAUGCCGCCCAAAUUUGACCCUUCUCAGGUCGUAGAUGUAUUCGUUCGGGUCACCGGUGGUGAAGUAGGUGCGGCCAGUUCUCUUGCUCCGAAAAUCGGGCCUCUAGGUCUUUCCCCUAAAAAGAUCGGAGAAGACAUUGCUAAGGAGACCGCCAAGGAUUGGAAGGGACUUCGAGUUACUGUCAAGCUUACGGUGCAGAAUCGUCAGGCCAAAGUAACGGUGGUGCCAUCGGCGGCCGCUUUGGUGAUCAAGGCACUCAAGGAACCGGAGAGAGACAGGAAAAAGACUAAGAAUAUCAAGCACAGUGGCAACAUCUCGCUCGAUGAUGUUAUCGAGAUCGCGAGGGUGAUGAGACCAAGAUCCAUGGCGAAGGAUCUGAGCGGAACUGUUAAGGAGAUAUUGGGGACUUGCGUUUCGGUUGGAUGUACUGUCGAUGGAAAAGACCCUAAGGAUUUGCAGCAAGAGAUUACUGAUGGUGAUGUUGAGGUGCCGCUUGAUUGAGAUCGCAAGCUUUAGUGAGCUAUUUCCUUUUUCUUUUUCUUCUACUUCUUUUUUUUGUUAAAUUUUAUAAAACAGAGAAACCUGUGCUUUUAUCUAAUUUGUGUUUUUUGACAUUGAAGGAUGUUUUGAUAUUAUUUACUAUUUUGAGGUAAUUAGAUGAUUUGGAGGAAUUUUUGGUCAUUUAUGCUAGUGGAUUAUGAUA
Jatropha curcas is the source of this 763-nucleotide messenger RNA. Its product is annotated as large ribosomal subunit protein uL11. Gene Ontology annotation, biological process: translation. The record is from RefSeq and is a predicted model, not a curated record. Lineage: Eukaryota; Viridiplantae; Streptophyta; Magnoliopsida; Malpighiales; Euphorbiaceae. Gene Ontology annotation, molecular function: large ribosomal subunit rRNA binding; structural constituent of ribosome. Gene Ontology annotation, cellular component: ribosome; cytosolic large ribosomal subunit.